Molecule: messenger RNA, 1818 nt
Organism: Oryza sativa Japonica Group (Japanese rice)
Lineage: Eukaryota; Viridiplantae; Streptophyta; Magnoliopsida; Poales; Poaceae
Product: F-box/kelch-repeat protein At3g18720
Molecular function (GO): protein binding
Source: RefSeq, a predicted model, not a curated record
AAAUAACCCUAUCCCAGCAUUCAGCUAUAACAGGCUUAAUCACCUUUUCUUCCCAAUACACAAAUGGCUAAACCCAGAAUUGGCAAACAAUUAAUCCUCAUAAAACUAUUCUAAAUUAUUUCCUACUAGUACCUUCUAGAGAAACCCCAGCAUCUGCCUGGCAGCCACAUCGAUCUGAAGUAAAACCCACAACGAAAAUUUCCCCCCAAUUUCCCGAUCCCUAAAUCCCUAAUCCCUAAUCCCUAAUCGCUCCCCGGUGCCCCGAUCCCCAAUCGGUUGAUCGCCGCCAGAGACGCGCAGCGUCAGAGCUCGCCGCUCACCGGCGACGGGCGGCGCCGGAUUUCGCCGUCAGCCGGCGGCGCGCGGCGACGGUGGCCAGGCUCCAAUCAGCUCCCUUAAUCCGUAAAUUUGAAAGGUAAGGUCUCUCAUGGCUCGUUCGCCACGGCCGCCGUGGUCCGAUGGCCUCCCGCCCGAGCUUCUCGGCGUCAUCUUCGAGCAGCUGAGCUGCCUCGCCGACCGCGCCUGCUUCGCGGCCGUCUGCCGCCCGUGGCGCACCGCCGCGGCCUUCGUCGACGCCCCGCAGCGGGGGCUCCCGUGGCUGCUCCUCCCGUCCCGCGACGCGCCGUCCUUCUUCAGCCUCCACUCCGGCGCCACCCGCCACCUCACCCUCCCGGAGGGCGUCCGCGGCGCGCGCCUGUGCGGCGCCCACGACGGCGGCUGGGUCGCCGUCGCCGUGGACCCGUGGCGAGGGUUCGCGGCCGUCAACCUCUUCACCGGCGUGAGGGUUACCCUCCCGGAGAAGCUGAGGCUCGAGGUCCCCUACGCCCACGGGUACGGGCCCGUGACCGUCACCAGCCACCACCCCAUGCUCGUCCGCACCAUCGUCUUCUCCGCGCCGCCCGCCUCGCCGGACUGCAUCGCCGCCGCGCACGUCUCGAGCGCCUCCAACAUCGCCUUCUGGCAGCCUGGGAUGUCCAGGCACUGGAUCGCGAGCCGGCCUGAGCCGGACGUGAUCCAGGACAUCAUCUACUACAGCGGCGAGGAGAAGCAGGGCUUCCACGUCCUCACCAACAGGGAGGAAGUCCUGGUGUUCGCGCCCCGCGCCGGCCGCGACCCCAACGCGCUGCUGGAGAUGACCUGCGCAUCCUACCAGAUGCGCCGCCGCGCCAACCACCUGCCGGCGUCGUUCAUCGCGACGCGCUACCUGGUGGAGUCCCGCGGGAAGCUGCUCAUGGUGGUGCGCCACUGCACGGGCAACCCCCGCGUGCGGCGGCGCACGCGCAUGUUCCGGGUCUUCGAGAUGAGCCUCCUCCCCACGGGGGCGUACUGGCUGGAGAUCCACGAGCUGUCCGGGCGGGCGCUCUUCCUCCGGCGAGGCUGCUCCAGGGCGGUCGAGGUGUCGCAGUUCAAGAUGCUCAAGGAGGACACCAUCUACUUCCUCGACGACGCCAACGUCGACAUGUGCGACUCCAUGGUGAUGAACAACGGGAGCAGGUACAACAUGGGCAUUUACAGGGAUGGUAAGAAGAUCAGAGCCGGCUCCCGGCAAUUCCCUCGUGGAUUUACCGCGGAUUGCUCGCCUCCAAUCUGGCUUGUCCCCUGAUCCAUAUCGUGCAAAGGAUCAGUGAAAUGUUGUGGUAGUCCCUGGCUAGUGGCUAGUAGUACCUUCUGCUCUGGCUUAGAUUUCUCCGAUUCUGCAUGUUUGUGCUAUAGAGGCAGACUAGUAUCUAUCAAAAGAAAAUGUACCUUGAGUUCUUGAUAUGGUGCAAACAAAACAAUACUCCAUCAAUGACUUUCUUUUUUGUGUUGUGGAUGCUC